Prosopis cineraria is the source of this 1324-nucleotide messenger RNA. RefSeq names its product caffeoylshikimate esterase-like. The transcript has a single exon. Gene Ontology annotation, molecular function: lipase activity. NCBI's taxonomy places the organism in Eukaryota, Viridiplantae, Streptophyta, Magnoliopsida, Fabales, Fabaceae. Gene Ontology annotation, cellular component: membrane. Bases 62 to 1075 code for a protein of 337 amino acids. The record is from RefSeq and is a predicted model, not a curated record.
AGAUAGGGAGGCAUGGGAGAGAACCCACCGGUUUCGGUACGUAACGCUCAUAACAGCGACAAUGGUGCACCCCGUGGCGGAGGCCAACGAGAAGAGCCCCUUCGGCUCCCUCACCGCUGAUGAGUUCUAUGCUCAUCACUCGGUGAGUCAUGGCUCCGAGUUCAUCACUAACUCUCGGGGCCUCAAACUCUUCACCCAGUGGUGGACCCCGCUCCCUCCCACCCCCGUCCUCGGGAUCGUCGCCCUCGUCCAUGGCUUCACCGGCGAGUCCAGCUGGUUCGUCCAGCUCACCGCCGUUCACUUCACCAAGGCCGGAUUCGCCACUUGCGCCAUCGAUCACCAGGGCCACGGCUUCUCCGACGGCCUCUUCGCUCACAUCCCCGACAUUAACCCUGUCGUCGACGACUGCAUUUCUUUCUUCGACUCCUUCCGUUCCCGCUACGACUCUUCUCUCCCUUCCUUCCUCUACUCCGAGUCCCUAGGCGGCGCUAUCGCACUCCUAAUCAUCCUCCGCCGUCCAGAUUCGGUCGCUGCACCAUCCAAGCCAUGGGACGGGGUUAUCCUCAAUGGCGCCAUGUGCGGGAUUAGUGCAAAGUUCAAGCCACCGUGGCCACUCGAGCACUUUCUCUCACUCGUGGCGGCAGUAGUUCCGACGUGGCACGUGGUUCCCACUCGAGGCUCGAUCCCGGACGUGUCGUUCAAGGUGGAGUGGAAGAGGAAGCUGGCGAUGGGGAGCCCGAAUAGGAAGGUGAACAGACCACGCGCGGCGACGGCGCUUGAGUUGCUGAGGAUUUGCCGAGAGCUGCAGGGGAGGUACGAGGAGGUGGAGGUGCCGUUCCUGAUAGUGCACGGCGGCGAUGACGUAGUAUGCGACCCGGCUUGUGUGAAGGAGUUGCACUCACGCGCCGCUAGUAAGGAUAAGACGCUGAAGAUAUACGAGGGGAUGUGGCAUCAGUUGAUAGGCGAACCCGAUGAAAACGUGGAAUUGGUGUUUGGGGAUAUGAUUGAGUGGCUUCGCAGCCGCGCCUCUGGUGAGAAAGCUAAAAAACGCGCCGCCGUUGAUGGGAGCGCUUAGCUCCGCGCGUUCAGUAACAGUAUAGGUAGAUAGUUGGGAACUGAAUAAAGAAGAACCAAUAGAAAUGUGCCAUGUCAUCUUUGAACAGUGUCUUUACCUCACCUGUAGACGUGUGUAUCUUGAGUAGAGUAUUGGGUAACAGUUGUCAGUUGAUGCUCAUGUCAUUUGUGUGAAGUUAAAAAAAAGAUGCUCAGAUAUUGUAUACCCAAAAAAACAAAAAACAAAAAUGGCUCAGAUAUUUUCGCUUCA